Messenger RNA from Drosophila grimshawi, 4368 nucleotides. Its product is annotated as cytospin-A. Gene Ontology annotation, molecular function: protein binding. The transcript has 10 exons. Lineage: Eukaryota; Metazoa; Arthropoda; Insecta; Diptera; Drosophilidae. The record is from RefSeq and is a predicted model, not a curated record. Bases 287 to 3736 code for a protein of 1149 amino acids.
CCCCCACCCCUUCCCCUGGCUAUAUACGCUCUAACCUAUUUCAAUGGCUAACACUGUGUUCGCAUGAAUAGCGAUAACGAUUAAUUUUAAGUGCCGAUCACAACGACAAAAGACGAACGACGACGUUGCAAUUGUUUCGUUCAAGUGCAACGAUAAAUAAAUAAAUAAAUAAAAAAAAAUCGAAUCAGCCAAACAAACAAUAAAAUCAAAAAGUUGAAAGUUAAUGAUUAACGUUUUGCAAGAAACGACAAACGACAACAAUUAAGCUACAAAAAUAAUACACAAAAUGAUUAAAUUGAAAUCAUUAUUUCGCAGAGGACAAGGAACCUCGAGUUCUGCCUCCUCCAACAACUCAUCGCACAAGCAACAGCAGCAGCAACAACAGCAGCAGCAGCAACAACAACAACAACAACAAAAUUCCAACAACAAUCGACAAAAAUCGCAGUCCAGCACAUCACUUAAUACGGCGCAUGAGCAGCCACUGCAGCAACAACAGCAGCUUAACAACCCUGCAGCGACAACAACAACAAAAUUUUAUUCAAACAACGACGCGACUUACGAGCGAGGCGUCGAUGUGGGCGACGAGGCUGCAUUGCUGCUGACAACACAACAGCAGCAGCGACGCCAGCAACAGCAGCAGCAACAACAACAACAGUUGCUGAGCAAUACGCUGCCGGCAAAGAAAUCUAAAUUUAAAGGACAAAAGCAGCCAAAGCAAAUACCGCAACAACAACAACAACAUCAACCGCAGCAGCAACAACAACAACAAUUGAUGACGUCGAUUGCAGCGGUGCCAACACCAGCAACAAACAACAGCAACAAUAAUAACAAUAGCAGCAAUAGCGCAUUGGCCGCAUUGCAAGAUGGCAGCGUUGCUGCCGCUGCCGCUGCUGAUUUUUACCAGCAAUUAGCAGCAGCAGCAGCAACAACAACAAACACGAGCGCAACAGGCAACGGCAGCAGCAACAACAGCAGCGCAGCAGCUGCAGCAGCAGCAGUUGCUGUCGCAGCUGUUGCCGCAAGCAGCUAUCAACAACAGCAGCAACAGCAACAACAGCAGCAGCAACAACAGCAGCAGCAGCAGCAGCAAGAACAGCAGCAGCAGCUGCAAAUCAUCAACAACGAGCAACAGCAGCAGCAACUGUUCGAGGCUAACAAUAAAAUGCAGGAGCUGCAUACACAGCUGGAGCGAUUGGGACGCGAGCAACUGCAGCUGGAGACGCGCAUCGUGGAGCUGCUGCCAUACCAAAGCGAGGUGACCAAAUUGAAGGGCGAUCUGCUCAAGAUGCAGAAUCAACAGGAGAAAACACAAAUGGAAAUUGGCAAUUUGAAAUAUGAAAAUGAAUCUUUGCGCAAUCGUUUGCGGGACGUUGUCAAUUCGCCAUUGUCGGACGCGGAGAAGCAUCAGAUUAUACAAGAUUCACAGCGCUUGCAUAGCUCAGCGCCCGCCUCCAUAGCAUUGCCCAAUAUAAACGAAUCGGCGCAUGAUGGUACGCCAUGUCUUACGCCGGACUGGGACAAGCAGUCGUCGUCAAGUGAAAUUUCAGUAGCUUGCCUGCAAGAUAAGAUCAUACAAAUGGAGGAGACGCACUACUCGACAAAUGAGGAACUGCAGGCGACACUCCAAGAGCUGGCCGAUCUGCAGACCCAGCUGAGUGACACCCAAACGGAGAACGAACGCCUCUCCGAGGAGAAGGAUGUGCUCUUUCAGUCGCUGUGCCGCCAAACCGAGAAGCUCAACGAGUCGCGUACACAGAUCAGCACAUUGCAGGAGCUGUUGCUGCGUGACACCAAGCAACCGGCGGCGGCAGCCGCCGAGGUCAUCACCACGGAGCGUGAGAAGAAGCUGCUCGAUUUGAUACAGACAUCGCAAGAGGAACGGGAAGUGUUCAUGCUCAAGCAGGAGGAGCUUAACGCUGAACUGGCUGAAUUGCGGCAAUCGCGCGAUGCGGUCCAACUGGAGCAGCAGCGUCAGCGUGAACGGAACGCACUACUCGACUCCCAGCUGGAUGCGGCCAAUGCGGAGCGCAAGCAAAUCGAUGCCCAACUCGCUGUGGCCAAAGAGGAGAUCUCACAGCGGGCCAUUGAGAUCAGUAGGCUGAGCACACUGCUGGAGAAUGCACGCUCCAAAAUUGAGGAGCUCGAGGCCGAUUUGGCGCGCGGUGAUAAGACCGAUCUGAGCGAUGUGCUCGACGCGUCGCGACGCGAAAAGGAUGCGCUCGAGGAGCGACUGGCCGAGCUGCAGGACCAAUGGUCGCGCAGCCAGGCCGAGUUGCGGCGUCUGCGCGAACAAGUCGCCGGCCUGAGCGAGGAAUGCAAGGUGGCCAAAAACAAUGCGAAAUGCGCCGUCUCCCAUCUCGAGUAUCGGCUGGAGCAGCUGCAAUGCGACAAAGACAAAUUGGCCGGCGAUUGCCAGACGCUGGAGGAGCGUGUCGCCGAGCUGCAGGUGCAGUGCAAAUGUCAUCAAGAGGACAAGGCUCAGCUACAACAGUUGCUCAGCGAGACGCAGCGACAUUUGAGCGAUGUGCAGCUGCAGCUAAGCGAUAGCGAAUCCCGCCUGGACACAGAGACACAGCGACGGCAACGGGACGCCGACGAGUGGCAACAGUUUCAGGCGGAUCUGCUGAUGACGGUGCGUGUGGCCAACGAUUUCAAGACUGAGGCGCUCAGCGCACGCGAGCAGCUCGUGCUCGAUAACAAAUUACAAAAGGACAAGAUUCGGCUGCUCGAACAGCAGCUGGACAAGUUAACCAAGCAGCAAUUGCAGCAGACGGAGACGCAGCAAUCGGUGCUAUCCACUGUGCAGCAGGAAAUAUGCUCGAGGCGCAGCAAGCUCAGCUUUAGUCGCCAGGAUUCGCGGCUCUCCGUCAAAACGCUCAUCGAGAGCAUUGAGAACAACAAGCCGCAGGGCAAAUCGGAUGAGACCGAAUCGCAUUACAGUUCCACGUCCAGCUUGAACAGCGGCACACCCGAAACGGGCAAUACGCCAAUUAUAUUGCCCGUAUCCGGUGACUGGCAUGAGAGCCUACGUUUGCCCGUGCUGCAGAGCAGCAAUCUUCAUGUGAACGUUAACAAUGCAACAGCAGCAGCAGCAUCAACAACUAUAACAACAUCCGCAACAACAUCAACAGCAGCUAACACUACCAAAGCAAUACAACAACAGCAGCAGCAACAUCAGCAACUGCAGCUGCAGCAACAAUUGUCGCAACAGUCAACGACAAGUGCAACAUCAACGCCGCCCUCCACACCAAACACGCCCAGCAGCUUGCAACAGCAGCAACCCAGCCUAUCAACGCCGUCGACACAGACGCCCAACAGCAGCGCCCUGGUGACCAGUCUCAGUUUUGGCAACGUCUCAAAAUCCUACAGCGGUGAACGCAAAGAUCCGCUCAAUAUGCUGGCCAAGAAUGGUGGCUCCAAGCGUAAUGCGCUGCUCAAGUGGUGCCAAAAUAAGACAGUUGGCUAUCGCAACAUUGACAUCACGAACUUUAGCUCGUCGUGGAACGAUGGGCUGGCCUUCUGUGCCAUUUUACAUUCCUAUCUGCCGGAUUGCAUACCAUACGACACCCUCAGUCCGGCCAACAAGUGGCGAAAUUUUUCACUCGCCUUUGCAGCUGCCGAAUCCGUUGGUAUUAAUACCACCCUGAACAUCAAUGAUAUGUGUCAAAUUGAGAGACCCGAUUGGACGCAGGUGAUGUCCUACGUAACCGCUAUCUACAAGUACUUUGAGACGUAAAUCGCAUCGCAUCGCAUCGUAUCGCACAUUGGAGAACUGAAUCCUGAAUCUGGAGCGGAUAUGCUGCGCAACACCUUUUGUAUAUGUAUUAUCUCUUCCGCCCUAUAAGCAAUCCCCCCCCCCCCCCCCCCCACACCCCAUCAAAUCCACAUACAAUUGAAUGUUUCGGUGGCGAACUGUAUUUAUUACCAAAUUAAUAUUAACACAUGCGGCGCCCAGCAAUAAUUUGGCACAAGUCUUAGCCUAAACAAAGAAAAAACAAGUUUGCUUUUUAUUUUAUUUAUUUUUGUUUUUUUUUUGUGCAACUACUCAUAAAUAUUAGUUAUAGUGUGUAUUGUCAGGUUUUUAGAGUUGAGGCAGAUUUCAAAAAUGUUUGUCAAAUUUAAACGCUGAUUUCAGAGUUUAUUUUAUAUAAUUAUAAAUAUACGUAUAAAUUUAUAUAUAUAUAUACAUGAAUGUUGGGCAACUGGGGAAACCGAGUGACCGAUUAGCUAUAGCAUAUUUAUUAUAAAACAAAAAAUCCACAAAAAACAUGAUUAUCAUUACUUUUAACUUUACGAACAACAAAAUGUAAUUUUUAUAUUCAAUUCAAAAAAAAAUACCAUAAGCAAAAUAAAUGGAAACUUAAAAAC